Molecule: messenger RNA, 3745 nt
Organism: Mercenaria mercenaria
Lineage: Eukaryota; Metazoa; Mollusca; Bivalvia; Venerida; Veneridae
Exons: 22
Coding region: 60-3212 (1050 amino acids)
Biological process (GO): carbohydrate metabolic process
Molecular function (GO): sialate O-acetylesterase activity
Source: RefSeq, a predicted model, not a curated record
CAGAUACCUACAUAGCUGAAGAAAGGGAUUUUUCUUUUGCCUCAUAUUACCAAGACCACAUGGUUUUACAAGGCUCGCCACAGAAGGCCAUUGUCUGGGGCUAUGCUCCCAACAGUCAUGUAAACAGAGUUGUUGAACUACAUGUUACUCCAGGACAUAAAAAAUAUACUGCUUUAAUUGGAAGAGAUCUUACAUGGAGAAUGGAGAUAGGGCCUGUUAAGGCAGGAGGACCAUAUGAUAUCAAAGCUCAUCUGUUAAAUAACAGUAUACAGCUUAGUGAUGUAUUGUUUGGUGAUGUGUGGAUCUGCUCUGGACAGUCAAACAUGCAUUUUCCUUUGACACAGAUUUUCAAUAGUACAGAAGAGGUUAAGGACACUGUCAACUUUCAAAACAUUCGAUUAUUUGUGACAAAUUAUGCAGUAUCUGACACACCCAGUACUGAUUUGGGAAAACAUGGAAUCUUAUUACCUUGGUCAAAACCUUCACCAGAAACAGCUGUGAUGGGCAACUUUUCAGCUGUGUGUUGGCUGUAUGGAAAAUAUUUAUACCAACAUCUAAACAAACCUAUUGGUUUAUUGGAGACAUCAGUGGGAGGGACACCAGUAGAAGCUUGGUCAUCAACAGAUGCUCUAAAAAAAUGUGGGCUAUCACAAGAAAAUAGGGUAGAAGUUUUUCAAGAAUUUCUAGAUGAUGAGACAGUUUCAUAUAACAAUAGUGUGUUAUGGAAUGCUAUGGUACACCCUUUCAUCAAUAUGACCAUAUAUGGAACUGUAUGGUAUCAAGGAGAGAGUAAUUCUGGAAAACACACAAAUAAAGAAUUGUACAACUGUACAUUUCCUGCCAUGAUAGAUGACUGGAGGAAGAAGUUCUCAAUGUCUGGAGGCACAAGCCAGUUAUUCCCGUUUGGUUUUGUCCAGCUGGCUGGAGAUAUUCCAGAUUUUACAAUGACAGAAGGUUUUCCAGACAUUCGCUGGCACCAGACGGCAGACUAUGGAUAUGUUCCAAAUCAUAGACUGAGGAAUGUUUUCAUGGCUGUUGCUAUGGAUCUACCUGAUUUUACCUCACCUUAUGGAAGAGUUCAUACAAGAGACAAACAAGAUGUAGCUGCCCGACUGGUUCUGGGAAGUUUAGCUAUGGCAUACAAACAGAAUGUGUCAUUUCAAGGGCCAUAUCCAGUCAAAGUGGUGAUAACACGAGCUGAACUACCAUACACAUAUACCCAGGUAGAAGUGGAAUAUACCAUGGAUUUGGAACAAAGAUGGUUGGAUGGAUUUGAGAUAUGUUGUGCAUUUGUAAAACCAGCAGUAUGUGAGACAGGCAAGGCUUGGUGGUUGCCAACAACAACAUGGCAGGGCUAUGAUAGAAAUAAUGUGACACAAAGUUAUGCAAGUGAAUGUUCCAUAGAAAAUGUGGUUGGAAUAAGAUAUGCCUGGAGACAGUCACCAUGUCCAUUUAAGAAAUGUGCAAUAUAUGGAGCCAAGAAUGGUCUACCCAUGCCACCAUUUACAUACUAUGGAGAAGCCUUUAACAAAAAGUCCAUUGGGAAAGAUAAAUAUCUAGUAAAUCUAGAACAUAUAGAGCCAAGUAGUUUUCCAGUAUACAUUCCUGCAGACAUCAGUGUAGAUGAGGAAGCAGUCUUUAAGGUUGAUAAUGAUAAACUUUCCCUGGAAAGAAACUUCUCUUUUGCCUCUUACUAUGGAGAUAAUAUGGUACUACAAGGAAUUCCAAAGAAAGCUGUAAUCUGGGGUUAUGCUCCUCCAUCAUCGGAGGGCAAUACUGUAGAACUACUGAUAGACCAGCGGAACAUGACACACUCUACCACAGUAACUGAUGAUCUGCUAUGGGCUGUACAGAUAGGUCCUGUGAAAGCAGGAGGUCCAUAUACUAUAGAGGCAACACUUGGAACUAGUAAAAUUGUUCUUAAAAAUGUCUUGUUUGGAGAUGUUUGGGUGUGUUCUGGUCAGUCAAACAUGCAGUUCUCUAUGUCACAGAUAUUUAACAGUACAGCAGAGUUAAAUGACACAGUGAAUUAUCCAGAUAUUAGAGUGUUUGUUGUGAAAGACAAAACAUCACAUGUUCCAAUUACAGACUUGUCAAGUGAUGGGAUAUUGUUGCCAUGGUCUGUGCCUAAUCCAGAGACUAUUGGUCAUGGCCCGUUCAAUUAUUUCUCAGCAGUAUGUUGGUUGUAUGGAAAAUAUUUGUACCAGCAUUUAAAGAAGCCUAUAGGGUUAUUAGAAACAAGUUGGGGAGGGACACCUGUGGAGGCAUGGUCAUCUCCUGAUGCUCUUAAGAAAUGUGGCCUAGGAGACAGUGGGGAUGUGACAGUCUCAGCAGCUGUAAAUGGACCACAAGAAAGCAGUGUAUUGUGGAAUGCUAUGGUGCACCCUAUUCUUAAUAUGACCAUAUUUGGGGCUAUUUGGUAUCAAGGUGAAGCCAACGUAAAGUAUAACCAAAAACUUUACAAGUGUACAUUUUCUGCCAUGAUUGAUGACUGGAGAAAAAAGUUUUCUCUCUCCGGGGAAACAGAGAAGUUGUUUCCCUUUGGUUUUGUACAGUUGGCAGGAAAUACGCCUGAUCAUAGCAUAGAUUCAGGCUUUCCGGACAUUCGCUGGCACCAGACGGCAGACUAUGGAUAUGUUCCAAAUCAUAGACUGAGGAAUGUUUUCAUGGCUGUUGCUAUGGAUCUGCCUGAUUUUACCUCACCUUAUGGAAGUAUUCAUCCUAGAGACAAACAAGAUGUUGCUUACAGACUUGUGCUGAGUGGCCUAGCUGUGGCUUAUAAACAUAAUGUGUGUUAUCAAGGACCUUACCCUGUGAAAGUCUCAGUUACACUCUCAGAUCAGUCUUACAAUUACACUCAGGUUGACGUAGAAUACACAAUGAACCUAGAGCAAAGAUGGCUGGAUGGAUUUGAGAUAUGUUGUGCCUUCACCAGUCCAGCAGUGUGUGAACAUGGUAAGUCAUGGUGGCUUCCAACAACUACAAUACAGAAAGUUGAUACAGCCAAUACUACAAGAACCUAUGCUUCCCAAUGUUCCCUAGAGAAUCUAGUUGGAUUACGGUAUGCUUGGCAGGAGUCACCAUGCCCGUUCAAGAACUGUGCAAUAUAUGGAGCAGAUAAUGGACUUCCCAUGCCACCUUUCACUUACUCUGGAAAAGCUUUUAAGAAAACAUUUAUUGAUAGUGAGGGAUAUGAAGUUUUAUUACAUUAGAAAACAUAAUUGAAUUGUGUCACAGUGUUCAUUUUCAUUGAAUUGUGUCACACCAAAUAGGGUGUUUUGACAUAAUUGACAUUGAAAGACUUGCCUUUAGCAGAGUAUAUAAUGCUGAGAUUUAUGUUUUAGUUUUAAUAAUUUAUGUGAAAGUUUAUUUUGUUGAAUGGGGAAAUUGUUCAAGUUUGUUUUACUCAUUUAUGUGUAGGUUGGUUAUAUUUGAGAUCUGUGUAUUUUGUAUUCAUUCUGUAUUGACAUAGUGUGCUUAAUCUUUUUGAAAAACAAGUUAGUAUCUGCAUUGAAUUAAGAAAUAGUAUAUAUGUAUAACAGAACCAUGUUUUAAUAUAUUCAGACAUGACAGAAAGGUUAUACACAGAAUAAUUUCACAUGGGCAGAGCCCAAGAGGCCCAUAUGAAUUCAUCAACAUGGCAUGUGACCAAUUUGGAGUGUUUAGAUAUAUCAAAACAUUGUUCUGCUAAAUUUGAUUUUGAUUCUGAUAUGUCGUUUAGGCCUAAAUAAAAAGUUGUAUCUCU